This is a messenger RNA of Besnoitia besnoiti, 927 nucleotides long. RefSeq lists its product as uncharacterized. The transcript has a single exon. The record is from RefSeq and is a predicted model, not a curated record. NCBI's taxonomy places the organism in Eukaryota, Apicomplexa, Conoidasida, Eucoccidiorida, Sarcocystidae. The coding region runs from base 1 to 927 and encodes 308 amino acids.
AUGAGGAGUCCUGAUUAUGUCCACGGCAGCAGCUCAACAUCGACGGUGACGACAUCUUCGACCCGUUCAUCCAUCACCCUCGUUCUCCAGGUCCCGGACGCCGCCCCCGAGGUUAACUCACACGCCAGCGAAUUUUCUGAGACAUCCUCCAGUCAGAUCCUUGCGGAAAACCGUCAUCGCAGCAGAGGCGAGGCGGUUCCCGGAGCGAGUGGGCGCGUAUCAUCUGCCGCCGUAACCGUGGCAGCGGAGAGUCAGGGAGCGGAUCGUUCACCUAGAAUCGGCGCCGCCUCUGGCGCUUCCUUUUUCUCUUCUCAUUUCGCCAGUCAGUUUCGAACUCUUCGAGCUGCUCAACGUGUGUUUCAGGCUGAUGGUCAGUCUUUCAAUGAGGAAAUUCGUGGUGUGAGGACGGACUCGGGAGGCGAAGGAGGAGGCGACGUGUGCGAUUUGGGGCGAGAUGCCAUAACCGGUCAAGAAAAACUUGAAGAAGACGAAAAGGCAGACGGGAGGACGGAUGGGACCUUGGAGGACGGAAUCCAGCCUGAGUCGACGGCAAACUCGUCAGAUCACCACUUAGGUGAGGCCGGCGACGAGGUGUAUUACGAACGAGUGUCUUUGUGCGAGUUCGAAUACGACGAUUCCAGUCGGACGUUCUACUACCCCUGCCCGUGUGGCGACCUUUUUGAGGUAUCUCGAGAGACAGUGGAAGAAAGGGUGCGCGAAGCAUCUCAUUCUAGAACGGCGAGUCCUCCCUCAGCAACGGGAGCGUCGGCCGACGAGAGUUCUGGAUCAAAUUCCUCAACGGCUGCAGAGUGUGACGAAGAAAUAGAAGUAGAGGCCUCGUGCCCCUCCUGUUCACUGAAAGUUCAAGCCUUCUGCACCUCCUCGAUGCUUCGAGAAAUCUUGGCUGAGUUUGAAGAUACGAUAUAG